This is a messenger RNA of Nothobranchius furzeri (turquoise killifish), 1912 nucleotides long. Its product is annotated as olfactory receptor 8G17-like. NCBI's taxonomy places the organism in Eukaryota, Metazoa, Chordata, Actinopteri, Cyprinodontiformes, Nothobranchiidae. Gene Ontology annotation, biological process: G protein-coupled receptor signaling pathway; detection of chemical stimulus involved in sensory perception of smell. The record is from RefSeq and is a predicted model, not a curated record. Gene Ontology annotation, cellular component: membrane. Gene Ontology annotation, molecular function: odorant binding; G protein-coupled receptor activity; olfactory receptor activity.
CCUCCCAGAAACUUCCCUGAACUCCUACAGUUGAAACGCAGCUGAAGUAUCUCUAGACCAGGGGUCAUCAACCUGUUGCCCCCAGGAACUCUAUAAUGUGCCCUCAGGCCUGUUAUAAAAAAAAUAGCACUACUGACCAUUCAGCAAAGUCUAAAGUAUUAUUUUCUGCUGCUAUUUUUUAAAUCGCACUUUAUGUGAUUAAAAACAUGUCAGCAGAGAUGGCUUACAGAAAGAGACGAGGAUGGAUAGAAUCAUGAAUCAUCCAUCAGAGGGACAGCUUAUGUUAGAUGUUUUGGAGAUAAAUUCAGAGAGGACAGACUUGAGAUGGUUUGGAUGUGUCCAGUGGAGAGACAUUGACGAUAUAGGUAGAAGGAUGCUGAGGUAGGAGCCACCAGGCUGAAAGAGGACAUGAGUUAAUUGGUAUGAGGGUAAAAGAUGCAAAAUGGAGGACUAAAUGGAGACGGAUGAUUGGCUAUGACGACUCCUGAAGGGACGAGCUGAAAGAGAAAAGAGAUUUUUCUUAUCAGACUUGCAUUGACAAGGAUUGUAAAAUUAUAUUUUUUAAAAAGCCUUAAAAUAUAUCAUUUAUACAUGAAGUUUAGUUAGACUCAAAUCUAUUCUAGUUCAAAGGUCAGUAUUGUAUGCACAAUAAAAAUUGGUAGCCCAUCAUAAGGCUCAAUAGUCAUGAAUAACUCUCAGGUUCACAUUUGGUUGGAGGAAAAAGUGUCUGGGGUUGGAGCAUAAGUAAGAGGGAAAGUUUUUUCUUUCUAAUGUUGACCUGAAGGAUUAGAUGCCAGCAUGAUAUAAGUGUCAACAACAGAGAACACAGCGCUGCAAACGGGUCAUCUGCAGCACGUUUACUGACAGAGCUUAGACACAAUAAGGUGUAUGAUGGACUUUUUUAACUCUGCUUUUGGCAAAAAUAUCACCUUUAUCCAUCCUGCAUAUUUCAUAAUCAGUGGAUUUACUGGCAUUCCUAAUAUAAAGUACUACUAUGUUUUUCUCUUUUUGGUCUAUAUCGCUUCAGUCCUUGGAAACGCAGUAGUGAUGGUUGUAAUUUACCUGGAUCACAACCUCAGAACUCCUAAAUAUAUAGCAGUUUUUAACCUUGCAUUUGUUGAUCUGUUAAGUAACACUGUUUUGGUGCCGAAGGUGAUUGACAUCUUCUUGUUUAACCACUUCAUCAUCCCCUACAUUGACUGCUUGGUUUUCUGUUUUUUCAGCUACACCUGCCUUUCAAUGCAGGCUCUAAACCUGGUUGCUCUGUCCUGCGACCGGGUGGUGGCUAUCAUGUUUCCUCUGCACUAUCAUACAAAGAUUACCAACAGAUCUAUGUUUAGUCUGAUGGGUUAUUUCUGGCUGUUUGUUGUAGUUGCUGUUUUAACUUCAGUUGCUCUUCUCACAAGGCUUACCUUCUGUAAUUCUGUGGUAAUCAACAGCUAUUUCUGUGAUUAUGGUCAGAUAUUUGAAAUGGCGUGUAAUGACUAUUUUCCCAAUGUUGUCAUUAGUUACUUGUUGAGAUUUCUUAUUCUAUGGGUUCCUUUAUUAGUCAUCUUAUCUAGUUAUUUUUGUAUUGGCUAUGCUUUGGCUAAAGUUGCAUCAUUUCAAGAAAGAGCAAAGGCACUGAAAACCUGCACAUCUCACAUUUCAUUAGUGGCGAUGUAUUUCUUCCCUGUAAUAAUCACAUUUACUAGGGGUCCGCAAAUACACCCAAAUGCUAGAAUAAUAAACCUGUCUCUGACCUCCAUCUUUCCUCCCAUGUUGAAUCCAAUUAUUUAUGUUUUACAAACUCAAGAAAUCAAAAAUUCAUUGAAGAAAAUGUUAGAAAUCAGAAAGCUAUCUAGAAUCAUAGUAAAAUAAUAAAAACAAAAUAUUGCCACAUUUGUGAAGAAGGGUUAGUGUUAAAAACGUC